UUGAAAACCAAAAUAAAAUGAAUUAUUUUUAACUCGUUCUUAUUUUUAAAUUCAAAAUUAAAGUAAAAUGACUACGUAACUAUUUCUUAUAACAUAUUUUAUGAAAUACUCUCUGUAAAUACUUCGCUGUUACAAAAUUUCGUUGAAAAACAUGCGUUUGUGAUAUAAAUCUCGAUACUUUUCGAAGAGGUGUUUUUUCUCAAGUAAAUUUCUGUAGAUAAAAUGUGUACAAAAACGACGAGUAUUAUCUUUAGAGUAGUAAUUUUAAUAUAUUGCAUAGUACCUUUUACCAUUUGUGAUAAACUCGAUGACCUGAAUCUACCUUCGGAACAUCUGCCUUAUUAUUUCAACACUUACAAAGAUGUCCUACAAGAGUAUUGCAAGGAGACCCCUAACCAUGACUUUUGUGGAAAUAAGAAGUCGAAAUCAUGCUGGGGCUACGAACUGAAUUGCGAUUCAUCGAAUUCCUAUCAUCGACCGGUGUGUCCUGGAUCUUAUAAUGGUUGGGUUCAGUCCAAGAAGGAACAAAUUAGCACGUUUUAUAAUCAAGCUGAUUUCGGAUUCGUACGAGAACAACGGAAUGAGAUGAUGCUCAUGUGUGAGCCAUCGUUUAAAGAAGACUCGUCGUUAGAAUGCUCCAACCAUCUUCGUUUCUGCAGAGGUCGUAAUAUAUUUAUUAAUUUCACCAGUUUGGCCUCUCGAAAAGAACCAAUCCGGUAUAAAAUGGAUGUUCUGAAAGAUGGAGAAAUUGGAGGUUUCUGCAAUUUUAAAAAACCCAGAUUACUAGAAGAAUGCGAUCAUUUAAGCCCAUUGCAAUCAUGGGGCCCUGAAUUACAGCAUUUUACCGCCUUACGUAGACCUCCCAUACCUCACAACUGUGACGUUGUCGUGAACGAGCCCACGUUUAUAAUGAAAAUAGACGCCACUGUGAACAUGUAUCACCAUUUUUGUGAUUUUUUCAACUUAUACGCUUCUUUGCACGUCAACUCAUCGCAUGAAGAUACGUUCUCUAGAAACGUACGCAUUCUUAUUUGGGAAUCGUACACGUAUCAAUCGGCAUUCAGCGCUACUUUCGAUACAUUUACAAAGUAUCCGAUCUGGGAUCUGAAAACGUUCGCUGGACAAACAGUUUGCUUCAAAAAUGUAGUAUUUCCUUUAUUGCCUAGGAUGAUUUUCGGCUUGUAUUACAAUACUCCUUUGAUCGGUGGAUGCGAACGAAGUGGUUUGUUUCACGCUUUCUCGAAGUUCAUUCUGCAUCGAUUGGAUAUCCCUACUUUCAAAAGGCAUAAUAAACGAUUCAAAGUAACGUUUUUAUCUCGAGAUACGAUGUACCGAAAGGUACUAAAUGAACGACAACUUUUACACGCUUUGAGUGCCAAUACGAGUUACGAUGUGAAUCGAGUCGUAUUUGAUCGAAAUUAUCCGUUAAAAGAUCAGCUGAAAAUAAUUCAUAAUACAGAUAUCUUCAUCAGUAUUCACGGAGCUGGAUUGACUCAUUUGUUAUUUUUACCAGAUUGGGCUGCUGUUUUCGAAUUGUAUAACUGCGAAGAUCCGAGCUGCUAUUACGAUUUAGCCAGAUUACGAGGAGUAAAAUAUGUAACGUGGCAAGACCAACUGAAAUUAUAUCAGCAAGAUGAAAACCAUCCAGAAAGAGGAGCUCACGCCAAGUUUACUAAUUACAAAUUUGACGUCGACGAAUUCCUAAAACUAGUCGAAGUAGCUGCUAAACAUGUCUCGGAACAGGAGAAUUUCCCUGGACAUUAUUUAAAUGAUCGAGACGAACUGUAAUACACUAAUUUACUCGUACUUCGGUGAUAAAGGAAAAAAAUGCUGUGAUUUUAACCCAAAUUACUACCUACCUAUGUACUUUAAUUGAUUACUAAUUGUGUUCAUUGUGAAAAAAAUGUCGAUUAAAACAAAGGCCUAAACGUUAAUUUUUAGAAAACAAUUGAUCUGUGAUGUUGAUUUUAUGUGCUAAUUUUUAAAACAGUAUUAUUAAUCACUGUGCCAUGACGAAUAAUAUAUUAUUAUGAAAUUUUCGA
This is a messenger RNA of Planococcus citri (citrus mealybug), 2042 nucleotides long. RefSeq names its product EGF-domain O-GlcNAc transferase (gene Eogt). The coding region runs from base 223 to 1788 and encodes 521 amino acids. The record is from RefSeq and is a predicted model, not a curated record. Lineage: Eukaryota; Metazoa; Arthropoda; Insecta; Hemiptera; Pseudococcidae. The transcript has 9 exons. Gene Ontology annotation, molecular function: protein O-acetylglucosaminyltransferase activity. Gene Ontology annotation, cellular component: endoplasmic reticulum lumen.